CACCUACUUACCUGCCUACCUUACUUACCCUCCUACGCAUCCCAUCCACUAUACAGCAAACAAAAUGACCGACGAAGAGGAGCGCACAAAGGCCGAGAAGCUGGCCGCCGCCAAAAAAAGAGUCGCCCAACUCCAAAAGCAGAAGAAAAAAGCAAACAAGAAAGCCUCCGUCUCUGAAACACCUACCACCAGCAAAGGAGAUUCCCCGAAAGAACCCACCCCCGAAACUGAAACUGCGACCGAAAACCAACAACAACAACACGAAGAAGAGCCAACACCAACACCAGCAAGGGUAGAAGACACAAAGGACACAAAAGACACCGACACCGACACCGCCAAGUCACAACCUACACCUCCCACCCAAGAACAGGAUGAGAACACAACACCUACACCCGCAUCGCUCGACGCAGGUGUCUCGCCGCAGCCUGCGAAACACGGCCACGGCCGGCAGCCUUCGCUGUCGAUCCAGUCGAAGAUGAGGUCGUCUUCGUUUCGGAAGGGGUCUGUUUCGCAGGGGAGUGCGUCGCCUUCGCCUUCUGCGAUGCUUAAGUCGCCUGCUCUGCCGCCGUUGACGGCGGAUGGGGAGUCCGUGCAUGAGGUUUAUCGGAAGCAGGCGGGGCGGAUUGAGGAGGUGGAGAGGGAGAAUCGGCGGUUGGAGAAGGAGCUUGAGGAGGUGAUGGGACGGUGGAAGAAGACGGAGGAGCAGUUGGAGGAUAUGCGGGAGGCGAGUGUUGAUGUUGUGGAGUUGAGGGGGAAGUUGGAGAAGGCUGAGGUGGUGGUGGGGGAGGUUGAGGGGUUGAAAGCGGAGAUUGCGUCGCUGCAGAGGCAGAACUCGCAUUUGCAGAAGACGCAUCGGAGUGCUGCUUCGCCGGCUUCGGCGGAGUCGCCCCCUGCCGAUCUUGUGCAGCAGCUUGAGUCGAAGUCUGCGACUAUUGAGGCGAUGGAGCUGGAGAUUUCAAAUUUGCGUGCUCAGCUUACGGAUCAGGCUACGGCUGGGAGUGCUCAUGAGGAGCAGAUUAAGGCACUGGAGGAGAAGUUGUCUGGCAGUGAAGCUGUGCUUGAGAGCACGCAGCGUGAACUUGCUGAUACUAAGAGUGCCUUGACUCGUGCGUCGGAGAAGGCCGUCAAAGAAGGGGUGGAUAAGACCUCUACGGAAACCCAUAUCAAGAACCUGGAACGGGAACUCGCGGAGGCGAAGCAGGGCAAGACGGAAUCAGAGAAGAAGAUUGAAACUCUAGAGAAGAAGAUUGAAGCAAUGGGCAACCUCCACAAAGAGUCUGAGACACGACACCAAGCGCGACUGCGUGAGAGCGAGAAGACCGAACAAGAAGUAGCCCUGCUACGAGGUCGACUAGCGAGCGCUGAAAAUGAAAAUCUCCGACUGAAGGAGGAGCAGGAGACCCUUCGCAAGCGCCAUGCUGAGGGUGCCGAUGAUGACGGCAUCGACGAGCUCGAGGAUGAAGAACGGUCCCGGCUCGAGCGCCGGAUUCGUGACCUGGAAGGCGAGAUUUUUGACCUCCGUCGAGGAGUCUGGAAGGAAAGACGUCAGGAACUUACCGGCGACCACGAAUCGACUCUCUCUUACUCGUCGAACGCCAACCAGGCUGCUAACACAUUCGAUGAUGUCGACCUCGUCGGCGGAGCCCCCGAACACGCUCGCCGACGCAGCAUGCGACAACACUCCUCCUUCUCGACCGUCUUGUCUAGUGGCUUCGCGGCAUUCACCGGAGGUAACAGCUAUGGCAACAAAGGGCACGCGGUCUCGAACAAGCCGCACCCCGCUGCUGCACGGGGAAGUCUUGAGCUCCUAUCUGAGGAGAACUUGGACGACGAAUUCGACGAGGCAGAAUUCGCACGUGCCCAGGCCGAGGAAGAAGCACGCAAGCGUGUCGAGUGGGUCCGCGAGAUCAAGAAAAAGCUCAAGGACUGGCAUGGCUGGCGAUUGGAUCUGGUCGACAGCCGGGCUGGAGCGGAGGGAGCCGGCGUGGGAAUGGGCGAGAUUUUCGAGAUUUAGAGCUACAUCUCAUUGCUAAACUGCUAUCUUUCCAUCUAUUGUUCAUGUGAAGGCUCAAGGUUAUGUUCAUGUUCGCGGGAAUGUGGUUGGCUGGAGUACGGCGGGUGCGUAGAUAUGAUAUCCCAAUUGAUGAUUCUUUAUCCUUCAUAUCUUUCUU
This is a messenger RNA of Aspergillus alliaceus, 2171 nucleotides long. RefSeq lists its product as uncharacterized. The record is from RefSeq and is a predicted model, not a curated record. NCBI's taxonomy places the organism in Eukaryota, Fungi, Ascomycota, Eurotiomycetes, Eurotiales, Aspergillaceae. The transcript has 3 exons. Bases 65 to 2014 code for a protein of 649 amino acids.